GGGACUGAUACUAUCCAGGAUUUUCAACAUUAACGAAUAAUAUUUAUGUUAUUUUGUUUUUUUAAAAAACAAAUUGCCUCACAGUAUAAAAGUAAUCAAUAGGUCCAAAACUACUGCCUAUGUUGGUAUAUUGUUUAACAAUUGUUAAAAAUAUAUAUACAAAAAUAGAGAGAGUGAGAGACAGGCAGAAUGAUAGACACACAUGUACUAUAUAUAUAUAUAUGCAUUGAGAGAGAGAGAGAGAGAGAAAGAGAGUAUAUGCUGGUAUUUUAAAUUAUAUUGAUAAUAGAGUACAGUUCGUACUGCUGUAAUUUGGGCGCUGCAACAUAUUUUUUUGAUAGAGAUACGUCUACACAUCUACAUUUAAAUAUAUCGUUGUAUCCUUAAUUAUUAUAAAUCUCUUCAAACUUGGACUAUUUCUUUGUAUGCAAGUUUUAAAUAUUAUUUUGCUUUUAUAUUCUCUAUCUAAACUUUAUUUCUCUUUUAGUUAGUUCCUCACGGGAACCUUUCAAUCAUUCAUUCAUUCGUUCAUUCGUUAAUUUCUCUCUUCCUCUAUUCCCUCUUCCAUAAGUAUUUUCCCACAAAUAUAAACAUGGAAAAUAGUGAUUUAAGACUUAAUAUUGUUAUGCUUGGAGAUACAAAUGUUGGAAAAUCAUGUUUAUUAACAAGAUUUAUUAAACAAAGAUUCAUUGAAAAAAUACCUUUUAAAGCUAUUGAAUAUCAGACAAUACCUUUAAUUAGUUUUAACAAAGUUGUUACUUUGCAAAUAUGGAAUUUUAUGGGUAAUAAGGAUUAUCAAAAAACUAUUCCAUCCCACUAUUAUUCUAAGGCUGACGGAUUUAUUGUUGUGUACGAUAUUACGUCUGAUCAGAGUUUUCUAAAUGCAAGAACUCUCUGGAUGUCUCAGGUGUUAAAAAAUGCUCAAUACUCUUAUAAAGUCCUAGUUGGUAAUAAAUGCGAUCUUACUAUAAAUAGAAGUGUUAGUCAGCUGACAGCAAAGGUAAGUUAAUGACCUGAAAUACGAUUCUAUCUAAUUUACAAAUAAUAAAAUACAUAUUCCAUAAGCAAUUCUCCGAAAUUGUCGGUGUGGAAAAUAUUGAAACGUCUGCAAAAUCUGGAAUGAACGUUGAAAAUUUAUUUCUAAGUCUAGUCGAUAAAAUUACGGAGAAGAAGUUAUGCAACAUUGGAAAUGAUGAAACAGAUAUCGUACAAUUCUCUAGUGAUAAAUCAAAACUCUUACCAAGACAAACAAGAAGACUGUAAUCUGCUAGCUUGUGUUAUCUCUCUAUGCCUCUCUCUUCUCUAAUCUGUUUUUGGUAUUAGUUUGCUAAAGCUGCCAAAGACGAAGAAAAAGUAAAGAAACCUUUUUGAAAAUUGUUCUCCUAUUCAAGUGUUGUUUAUUACAUUAUUGUAUCAACUAACCUUCUAUACAUAAACUGCAUAUACACAUGAUAUAAAUAAUAUACUGUUGAUAUAUUUAGACAAGCUGCUUACCUAAAUAAGCAUUGUAUAUAUAAAUAUCUUUAUCUCUCCAGGUAAUUUCUUGGUAUGUUACCUUCUAGUUAAAUUAAAAUACAAAAGCUCAUCUUCUGAGAAAGAAACUUUUUAUUGCGAUUAUCAUUCGAAAAGAAGGAGGAAACCCUUCUUUUAUUCCAUUUUUUAUGAUGAAUUUUUGUUAGUAUUAUUCCCUUUCUUUCUUUCUUAUAUUGUUUUCUCUAUUUAAAUCGAUAUAGCGGUCGUUUAUAUCUUAUAUCUCUUUGUCAUAUCCUGUAUUCUUUUCUCCUGUUUUGUUUGUUUAUAUAUAAAGUAUUUAUACAUAAA
Dimorphilus gyrociliatus is the source of this 1821-nucleotide messenger RNA. Lineage: Eukaryota; Metazoa; Annelida; Polychaeta; Dinophilidae. The record is from the annotation of a GenBank genome assembly.